AGCUAAAGUCCAGGAAGAGAUAGAACGUGUAAUUGGCAGAAACCGGAGCCCCUGCAUGAAAGACAGGAGCCAGAUGCCCUACACAGAUGCUGUAGUGCAUGAGAUCCAGAGAUAUAUUGACCUCGUCCCCACAAACCUGCCUCAUUUAGUGACACGUGAUAUGAAAUUCAGAAACUACUUCAUUCCCAAGGGUACCAAUGUGAUAACAUCACUGUCAUCCAUACUGCAUGAUGACAAAGAAUUUCCUAAUCCAGAGAAGUUUGACCCUGGUCACUUUCUAGAUGAGAGAGGUAACUUUAAGAAGAGUGACUACUUUAUGCCAUUCUCAGCAGGAAAGAGGAUAUGUGCAGGAGAAGCCCUGGCUCGCAUGGAGCUGUUUUUGUUCUUCACCACCAUUUUACAGAAUUUUAACCUGAAGUCUCUGGUUGAUGUAAAGGACAUUGACACAACACCAGCUAUCAGUGGAUUUGGCCAUUUGCCCCCUUUUUACAAGGCUUGUUUUAUUCCUGUGCAAAGGGCAGACUCCCUAAGCUCUCAUCUGUAAUGUCUCUUCUGAGGGUUCUGUCUACUUCAUUCUUGGUAUUAUAGUAGCUUUAACUCACAUAUCCCCAUUUCCUUUAGAUCCAGUGAACAUCAAACCUCAUUGAAUUGAGUUCCCUGCGUCAAUAUAUAGCUCUAUUCCUGUUCCCUAUAUCUUGUGACGUUCCCUAUAUCUUGUGACAUUCCCAUGCAGUACUUACAUAGUUAGUGCUAAUACUUGUAUGACUUCAUUACUGUUAAUACUGUUUUCACUAUAUAAACAGCAAAAUAUUUAGAAUAUGAGAAUUCAGAGUCAUCUGUUCCCUCCAUGUGCUAAAUAAAUACUAAUUUUUGGACCAGU
Messenger RNA from Rattus rattus (black rat), 880 nucleotides. Its product is annotated as cytochrome P450 2C11-like. Gene Ontology annotation, biological process: xenobiotic metabolic process. The transcript has 3 exons. Gene Ontology annotation, cellular component: intracellular membrane-bounded organelle; cytoplasm. Lineage: Eukaryota; Metazoa; Chordata; Mammalia; Rodentia; Muridae. The coding region runs from base 56 to 544 and encodes 162 amino acids. The record is from RefSeq and is a predicted model, not a curated record. Gene Ontology annotation, molecular function: heme binding; iron ion binding; oxidoreductase activity, acting on paired donors, with incorporation or reduction of molecular oxygen, reduced flavin or flavoprotein as one donor, and incorporation of one atom of oxygen.